Molecule: messenger RNA, 3120 nt
Organism: Salpingoeca rosetta
Lineage: Eukaryota; Choanoflagellata; Craspedida; Salpingoecidae
Exons: 3
Coding region: 501-2615 (704 amino acids)
Molecular function (GO): arylsulfatase activity
Source: RefSeq, a predicted model, not a curated record
UGCAUGCACACAAACCCCACCCACGCACGCACGCCACCAACACAAAACACCACUGACCGACUGGUGGGCUGAUGCGAGUGUCGCACCCAUGCCACAAAACAGCAGCAGCACCUCAGCACCUCACACAUCGACCACAUCAUUGUUUGAAACACGCCAUCGCGAUUCAAGGGGAGAGCUGACCAAGACCAAGCCACCCCAGCGAACUGAGCGGCGCGACAAGUAGACAAGUGGCUGAAGGGCUGAGCAGGUGCAUACAUACAACGAACGAGAGACGCAGACGUACCUUUGUUCCCGCUGCGCGAAGACGGGAGGACAGUUCACACACCAGCCAGGAAGCCAGCCAGGGUGUGGUCAUUUUCCCUGGCUACCCACUCAACGGCGAGACAGCAAGCUCCACGAACGACGAGCCUCAAAGCAGCCUCAAAGCGCUAGAGCGAUCGCGAGCAAGCACAGCCAACGCAGCCACCUCACAAUACCUUCACCCCACAAGUACAUACAAUAUGGAGAGGGGCUGCAGACGAACGACGCAAACUCAGCAGCGGUGCUGCACCGCAGGUGUGCUUGUGGCGGUGGCGCUGCUCGCAUGUUGUGCUGCGCCGGCAUCGGCCCAGGGCGAGAACGGCAGGGGCAGCGCUCGCGGCACCAUCUUCAUCCUGGCCGACGAUGUUGGUGCGGAUAGCUUUGGUGUGUAUGGAUCCGAAAGGAACACACCCAACGUUGACGCCAUGGCUGCCAACGGCUUCUAUGCGGACUACUUUUUCAUGCACCCCGUCUGCUCCCCAAGCAGAGGCUCGGUUGCAAGUGCACGGUACCCGUUCCGCACUGACGUCACCCGAAACAUUGACACAACCACCAUCCGCGAAGAGGAUUGCUUGCUUGCAAAAGGCAUGAAGGCAGCAAACAUCUCCACCUUCCACGUGGGAAAAUGGCAAGUAUCACCUGUGGACCAGUUCAACCACAUUCGAACGCGAUGCGACUUUGACUACUACUUUGCGUGGAACCAAGAGGACAACCGGUAUUUCAACGGCGGAUUCUACACCAACGUGGAGGGCUUGACCAAUGACACGUACGCCUCCUUUAGCUUCUCCCAGAACCAGCCAACGCUUGCUCCCACCACAAACGAGUUUGUGGACACGACCGGCGCCUUUUCGCCAGACGUGCUGACAGACCUGGUCAUCGACUUUGUGCGCACGCGCGACGCAGACGAGCGCUUCUUCGUCUACUAUGCCAUGCUGCUCCCGCACAACCCAGUCAUCAACGUGCCUGGGUUUGACGACGCCAGCACCAUGCAGGAGCGCUUUGACAGCCAGGUGCAGUACAUCGACUUACUUGUUGGCCGCAUCACGGCUGCGCUGGAAGACCUGGGGAUCGAGGACGAGGUGCUCGUGCUCUUCUCCUCAGACAACGGCGCCAAGGGCGACAUUGAAACGCCGUGGCGGGGGCAGGUCAACCUGGGCGACAAGUUUGGCUUCUCCGACGCCGGCGUGCGCGUGCCGCUGGUGGCGCAGAUGCCCGGCACCGUGCCCGCAGGCACCUCUUCCUCGGCACUCACCGACUGCACAGACAUCCUCCCCACCAUCUACGACGCGUUUGGGCUGGAGCUGCCCAGCGACAUUGAUGGCGUGAGCUACUGGGACACGCUGGUCACCCCCGACACGGCGCCCGCGCUGCGCAGCUGGGUGUUCUUGCAGGCAAACACGCGCCAGAGCAUCCGCGAUCACACCCGUCAGGUGGAGGAGGACCAGGCCUUUGAUGUGACGCGGCUGUACGACCGGCGCGAGCUGCCCAUCACCACCGAUGCCGACGUGUGCUCGGACGCGGCCCUGAUGGACCUGUACGACGCCAAGGCGAGGCUGGUCAGGAACUCAAACAUCCGCAUCAAGUUCCCGACAGACACCUCCUUCAAGCACUGCAACGGCAUCGUGUGCCAGGCAAACGAGCCCUUCUGCGUGCGCUCGUGCGACACGUCCGUCUACCACUGCCUGGAGUGCAGCGCUGGCGAUCGCACCACGUGCACGCGCUGCGGCAUGGGCCACCUCCUCAAGCCCUCCACGGGCCAGUGCGUGCCGUCCAUGUUCACCACCACGCCCUCCACAACCACGACCACGACAACCACGACGACCACAACAACGGAGGGCACGACGACCACGGCUGCUUGUGUUGUUGAGCACUGCGCGUCGUGCCGCGGCAACAAGCCCUGGCGCUGCAACCGCUGUGAGGAUGGCUACCGGCUGCGGCGGCGCGGGCGGGAGUGCCGCCCCCCGCUGGACUGCGAGGUGGAGAACUGCCUGCAGUGCAAGAAGAACAGGCCCAGGCGGUGCAAGCGGUGCGCCGAGGGAUAUGAGCCGCGCAUGCAGCGCACGCGCUGUGACGUUCCCUUGCCCUGCCAGGUGGACAACUGCGUGGAGUGCCGGGAAAACAAGCCGCGCCGCUGCCAGCAGUGCGAGCCAGGGUACGCCUUGUACAAGAACGCCAAGCGCUGCGCCGAGAUUGGCCUGUGCCACGUGAACAACUGCGAGGAGUGCCACCUUGGCAAGCCGAAGCGCUGCUUGCGCUGUCUGCCGGGCUUCAUCAAGCGCAAGAACAAUCGCAGGUGUGUCCCUGAGCACAACUAGCAGCACGGCAAGCGCACAGUCGGGCGUGUGGCGACGCGAACCCCGAAGCUGAGACAACAGCAGCCUGCCUACGCGAAGCCAGUAGUUCUUUUCGUAGUAGAGCCUUAUCAGCGUGCAUGUCGUCGUUGGGAGGAGCAAGUUGUGAUGUCAAGUGUUUCCUUUUGUGUGUGCAUAGCCAUGUGUGUGCAUAGACGAUGGGGGUCCAUUCUUUCUUUCUUUGUCUUGUGUCUUUCUUUCCGCGGUGGUAGAGUUGUUACACCUUCCUUGUGUGUAUGUAUGUAUGUAUGUAUGUAUGUAUGCAGAUGGUCAGCUCAGGGUGUGUGUGUGUGGUGCGUGUGUGUGCUUGUGUGUGUGUGUGUGGUGCGUGCGUGUGUGCGUGUGUGUGGUCGAGGCAGUCUGUUCUCUGCUUCUUGUGUGUUCGCUUUGUCUUGUGUGGCUCCCUCCCCUCUUCAUGGUCAGACUUGAACACUCUCAUUACAGUCCACCAGUUGAAAGGACUCAAUGG